Messenger RNA from Ylistrum balloti, 2345 nucleotides. RefSeq lists its product as uncharacterized. Bases 485 to 1843 code for a protein of 452 amino acids. NCBI's taxonomy places the organism in Eukaryota, Metazoa, Mollusca, Bivalvia, Pectinida, Pectinidae. The transcript is spliced from 2 exons. The record is from RefSeq and is a predicted model, not a curated record.
CACCUCAUUCAUUUGCCCAGACGCCCAGACAAAAGUACUUGGAUGAUAUGUCAGCUUUCUUCUUUUCUUUUCUACAGGAGCUGGAUAUGUGAUGCAAAAGCAAUUAAGUAUGGCAGAAUUCCUGAAACUUAACUUCACAUUUCAUAUGUAUGAGGUAUCUCGUGUCCGUAAACGAGGAAGACAUUGUAGUGCUACAUAUAAGACGGUCCUCGUAAACUGAGUAACAUAAAGCGAAUGUGCAACAUAAGACUCGUGCCUCGUUUUAACUUCGAAGCGUUGUGGUUUUUCCAAUCAUAUGACAUCGAUGAACGAAUAAUACUAAAAUGGAAAUCAAGGAAGCAUGUUUUUGUGGGAUGGUCUCCACUGGCUUCUAUAUAAAAGAUCGUUUUACAUUGGUGACUGGAAUGAAAUGGCUUUAAGGAAAUGAGGUUUCUGUGAGUGUAGAUAUUGGCGCAGACGAGCUUUAAUUAUCUCAGGUUCAACAAUGGAUGAAGAAGAGACGAAAUCUUUCUUUGGUUGUUUCGUACGGUUGCAGCGUCACCAUAGACGACUUCGAGAUUUUAUCACGCUUCUGGCCCUAAAUGAUGUGAUCGAUGACAACGAAUAUACCAGUAUUACAACAUCGAUGAAAAAGCAUUCUCCCAUUGAUCUUAGGAUAAUCAAGACAAUACCAAGCCGCUGCAGUACUGAUAGACUUCUCAAAUGUCUGAGUAUAAAUCGUAAACUGCACAACAGUUUUAAGAAAAAACAUCGAAAUACUCCUUCGCCCUUAGUCACUCCACACAGGUUAAGCCUAAACAACUCAAACGAUACAUAUGUUGAUAACUUUUAUGAGCUGUUGAAAGAGAGAGCAUUACGGAGUGGGUCUUUGGAGUGGACUGCAGAUUUCAAACGGUGGACACGCCAGCUUUCUUCCAAACUUCAAAUGCUGCCUUGUGGCACCCAUAAACGCAAUGUAGCUGACUGUUUUUUUGUGAUGCUGGAUUUGCAGGCAGUCAUAGAGAAACGCCAUGAGGCAGAUAAAUCUCAGCUUUGGAUGCGUCCAGUGUUUCAGAUGAUGGAAACAAUUCUUUGUGAAACAUCAAAUCCUUCACUUUCAAGACUCAUAUAUCAAUCUCGGAAAGGUACCGCGUGUGCUCAAUCUCAUCAAUUCGACGAAGCUUUGAAGUAUGCCUCUCUUGUUUUGUGUGAUGUCGCUAUGUUUUCGAAAGGGAGACAGAUUGGAAGCUGUAUAUUCGCAGUCGUAAAUAUGUACCUACAAUACUACAGUAGUCUCUGUGGUGCUAAUAGGAAGGAAGAAGCGUUGGAUUUGAAACAACGGAUCCUGUUUUGGAUCGAAGUGGGAUACAGACAAUUCGACAACGAGGACAGUGAUAUGAAAAAGACAUGGAGAAGAGUGUACUUGGAUAAGAAGGCCUUCUGUCAUCUCGGAAUAGAUAUUUUAUCCAGGGACAUACCAAAUGCUGUUAUUACUUACACCGAUAUAACAACCGCAGAACAGUGUAUUGUCGAAAUGAUGAACCUCAAAGAGGGUAUGGAAAAGCUGAGGAUGUUGCAUUUUUAUGUUGCAUGUGGAAAAGUGAAUAAACUAAAAUGCCCAUCCGAGGAUGGAAACGGCUUUUAUGUAAAGGCUUUACAGCUCGCUAUUGAAGGGAAACUUCAUUCUGAGGAAGCAGUGUUGAAAGAAUAUUUUCACAUUCGCGAAGCUUCAGAAAAUGUAGACGAGACAAUCGACAGGGACGAAGCUGAAAAUCCAUCACCGAAAACCGAGGAAGACCAAAGCCAAUUCGGGGAUUUAGUAGAAGGAUUUAUGCAAUGUCAAAUAGAACGCAAAACAUCUUGAGUUACUUUUGGAUAACAUCAUGAUAAAGAAAUAAUAUCAUUGUCAAUCAGUGGUGAAUAUUAAUUUAUUAGAAACAACUUGUUGGCAUUUUAUCGACGAUGGUGGUUUGUUGAAAUUACCAAUUUUCUUAUCUUGAAUCGUUCUAUGAAUUCUGGAGACAUAAUGGUUGUAUUUUUCCACAAACUUCAUUUGUAAUUCUCCUUAGCUCCAAAUUAAGGAGGAAGUUCAAAGCAGCUAAGACGCCAUCUUGGGAUUUGACAUUGGUACAGUGGUAGUUGUUUCGUGAGAAGUAUAUAUUGCAUGAUAGAUCAUGCUCAAUUUUCUUUAUGUACGUUCCUCAGGCUGUGUUCAAUGCGCCUGGCUCAGAGCAACAAUAUGUGUGACUGGUGGGCAUCUUAGAUUUUUACAGGUAGAAUAGUUGAUGACAAGCAUACGAUUGUGAGAGCUUUUGUAUCAAACCAGGAGCCGCCCAAUCAAGAUAUUUCUGAACUUGUGUGUAGAA